Pyrenophora tritici-repentis Pt-1C-BFP is the source of this 435-nucleotide messenger RNA. RefSeq names its product MFS-2 domain containing protein. Lineage: Eukaryota; Fungi; Ascomycota; Dothideomycetes; Pleosporales; Pleosporaceae. The record is from RefSeq and is a predicted model, not a curated record.
AUGGCCCAGAAAAACUCCUGCAAGUUGUACUCCUUCCAAGACGGUGUCUGCGGUUGUCCAAUCUUCUGGAAGAAACAGGAAUCAAAGCCCUUCAUCAAGAGCACAAAACUUUCAGUCAUUGGAGACUCGGUGUUUACACGUACUGUUAAUAAAGGUGGAGGUGCAAAACAGAGGAUCUUGAGGGCGCAAAAAGGCAAGAAGAAGAAGACUAUGCCAUCUAUGAUUCCCGGUAAAGGUUCUGCGAUGAUGUCAAGGACUCAAAUGAAAAAGAAAAUGAAGGAAGCGAACAGGCUGAUGCACAAGAAAGAAGUCCAUGAGAAAGAAGUCCACAAAAAAGAAGUCCGUGUCUUGGUCGACUAUGAACUUCCUUCUGGAGCUGAUCGUUUGGAUUGGGAUACAGAUGAGGUUCGGAGGAUGGCGGGGGAGAUUGCAUAG